Histoplasma capsulatum G186AR is the source of this 2937-nucleotide messenger RNA. Its product is annotated as integral peroxisomal membrane protein. Gene Ontology annotation, cellular component: peroxisomal membrane. The transcript is spliced from 2 exons. The coding region runs from base 399 to 2429 and encodes 676 amino acids. The record is from RefSeq and is a predicted model, not a curated record. Gene Ontology annotation, biological process: peroxisome organization. Lineage: Eukaryota; Fungi; Ascomycota; Eurotiomycetes; Onygenales; Ajellomycetaceae.
GGGGAUAAGCAGGGAAGGAGCUUGGGCGAUCACGAAAUUCCUUGCUAUAUAUAAAUACCGAGUCUGCCGGCUCAACUGCCAACUUCUCUACAUCUCCUCUACCCUCUACAUCUCCCGCGGCCUCAGGCCUCGCUCGUCGAUACUGGGAUAGCGCUAUAGACUUAAAGGUUGUGCCGUGCGUUGUUCAAAAGUGUGACUUGUGACACCCCAGAAUGACCGUCUGGGCAGGUGGUUAACGGGUUCUUGGUUGUAUGGCAGCAAUCGGUAAUAGUUGUCCCCGCACCCUUCUGCGUUUUUCUGAGCAUAUUUAUAUGUAAAGGUGUGCGCACGCACGCUUGUGUGGAGAUCUCGUAUUCCGUUUUCUAACUAUCUAUACAGAAACACCUUGGGUAGAUUCCAUGUCCCCGACUACCUAUCCACACGAUGAUGGCGCCCCGGCGGCCUCCUUGGCCACCACUACGGCACUUCCACCCACAGUUGCUGCCUUCUCUCCCACCAAUAUUUCAGGAUCAUCCCUAGCUUCGAGACAGCGUUCAACGGUAAUAGUCCACAGGAAAUCACCCCUUCUCGUCGCAACCCCUCCCCCAAUCACUCGCGCACUAGCCUACUCCCAUCCUUUCCUGCUCCCAUUAAACCGGCUGGUGGGUUUGCUUUCAUGGUCUAGCGGGGAUCCUUGGGAGAGUUUCCUUCUGGUUGCUGGCUUCUGGGCAACUGUUUUAUACGGAGAUGUGAUACUACUCUGGGCGGGGCCUAUUCUGGUUGUGCUGGGAUUAAUUCUGGCUAUGUAUUCGCGACGAUAUUCUCCAUUAUCAUCAACUGGCCUUACUGGAGAAAAGCAUAGAGGGCUCGGGGAGGCCGAUGGAGCCUCCAAGCAUCAGAAGAGCUUGGAUGAAAUUGUAGAAACCCUGAGAACAUUCACGACCAGGUGCAAUAUCUUGCUAGAACCUUUGCUCGAACUGACGGACUUCCUUUCCACCCAGCGGACAGCUACUUCCGCAACAACUAGGCCAGCGUUGAUAUCAUUGACAAUGCGAAUAGUUCUCGUAACCCCUAUUUGGAUCCUUCUAACUUUACCACCCUUCCGCCUCAUCACUCCUCGACGUGUCAUACUCUCGAUAGGCACAGUCAUUCUCACAUGGCACUCUAAACCAGCACGCAUAUCCCGUGUCAUACUCUGGCGCUCAUUAAAUAUCCGUCGCUUAUGUUCCAUUAUAACAGGACUUCAAUUUUCUUCCGACUCUCAUCCGAGCGACAAAGACUCCGACGCUAGAAAAAAGUCUCCUCUUUUCUCAUUAAACCCUUUCCGCCGCAAACAGGAUAGCAAUACUUCAGCAGCUAAUAUUUCAAUGAAAAAACGGCGAGCUGAUUCAUCCGGCGUCCGUUUCACUUUCAUCCUCUAUGAAAAUCAACGUCGUUGGUUGGGCAUUGGUUGGACUUAUUCACUCUUCACAUAUGAGCGUGCCGCAUGGACGGAUGAGCAUCUCAAUCCUGUUCCACAAAAGGACGACUUUGAACUGCCUGAAGUAGAAGGCGGAAGUGCGAGAUGGAGAUGGGUACCUGGAAGCGAAUGGCGGAUCGACAACAGCCCGUCCGAUGUUCCUGCCAAAAAGUCAUCGAAAUCAAUUCAAAACACUAGCGGGAAUGGUCCUGGCGAGGAUGAGGGCUGGAUAUACUACGAUAACAAGUGGAACGAUGGCCGCCGUGGCCAAGACGGCUGGGGCAGGUACACAAGGCGGCGGAAAUGGUGUCGGGAUGCUGAGCUCGUGGAAGUAUCUCCCAGCACAGAAGUCACUCCUCCACCCUCUCCCACUCCAGAGAAGGGCCCAUCAUCCUCUUCAUCACAGUCAAUCAAACCUCAGUACGAAGAUAACCUCUUAGAGACGGAAAGAAACAAUUGUCCGCCAUGUGACUCCUGCAAGGUCCGCAAGCGGCGUUGGUUCGGCAGCAGCGAGCUCUCAAGGGCCCUAGCCUCCUCGCCAGGCUCAACCUCCAGUGUACACAAUAGCGAAUCAGGCUCAGCCGCCAUUGCCACAGGCACAGGCGCAAGUGCAAACGCAAGCGCAGGCUCAACCGCGAUGAAAGUCCCAUGGCCGUCGAGUAGUAACAUCACCAACGUUCGUCCCACAUCCAUCUCUACCUCCUACAACAACUCCCACUCCUCAUACGCAAACAGUUUUGACAAUGCUGGUGGCGCUGGCAGUUGUAGUAGUAGGAACAGUUUUACCUCCCGACGACGUAGUAGGCCUGGUGCUAACAGCAUGACCUUGGCCGAUGCAGACGGCGAGAGCCUCAGUCGGAGCAUCCGUGAUCAGGAAAUUGAGGAAGCGGAGAAUGCUGUGGACAGCUUUGGGAAUCGGCCUGGUGGAGCAGCUGAAAGGACGGAAAGGGGCUGGGGCUUGGGCGAUGAUGCACAUAUGGGCUUAAGCUAAAGGCUUAAAGCAAUGAAAUAAAAAGAGAGGAAGGUAUCAAUACGUUGCUUUUAGUGCAUUUUCCCCCCCUUUUGCAUCUCCAAUUAUCACUCUUUUUCCUGAAGCGUUCCCAGUGUGGCAUUAUCUUCCUCUUAUCCAAGGCGAAAUGGAAUCGGCCGGGCAGAUUGGGAUGUCAAAAUGGAGGAAAUAAAAACCGGGACGAAAUUGAAGCAUGGCUGAGGCGUGUGGCGUCUCUACAUUAUAUAUAUAUAUGUAUGUUUUUGUGCAUGUUCGAGAUGAUGUGAUGCAUUUUUCUGUGUUUUUUUUUUUCCUUACCACGCAUAUCAGGGGGCCAGGGGUGCGGGCCGUCCAUUAUCCGAUUUUUAUUUAUAUACGACAUUUUCUCUUAUGUGUAAGCCACCUUUCUCUUCCCGUUUUAUUGUUUUUCUAACUCCCAGGACAGACCUAGGACAUGUGUUAUGUUUUAUCUCAUGAAUCUCUUAUGGGCUAAAUGUCAUUGCCUCCUUAU